Molecule: messenger RNA, 1866 nt
Organism: Culicoides brevitarsis
Lineage: Eukaryota; Metazoa; Arthropoda; Insecta; Diptera; Ceratopogonidae
Gene: Dak1
Product: UMP-CMP kinase
Exons: 2
Coding region: 137-925 (262 amino acids)
Biological process (GO): CDP biosynthetic process; UDP biosynthetic process; 'de novo' pyrimidine nucleobase biosynthetic process
Cellular component (GO): cytoplasm; nucleus
Molecular function (GO): ATP binding; UMP kinase activity
Source: RefSeq, a predicted model, not a curated record
AUCGUCUAAGCGAAAAGUGUGUGAAACGUCUCUCUCUCUCGCGCAGAAAAAAAGUGACAAAUUCCAGCUUUUCACACAUAAAAAAACUCCGUUCCGUCGGUCUUCGGUCGUCAGCUUGCCCGCAGUUCGUCAUUUUAUGUCGCACCGCGUCAUCCUCAGUCGCUUAGUUUCGGCCACGAAAAGUAUUAGACACCUUCAUUAUUUCACUCCGUCAUCACCACUCAACGACUUCACCGUACUUCGCCAACGUGCAAAGUCUGCAAUUUUAUCGAGUAGUCAUCGUUUCAAUUGGUACAGCGCAUUCAGCAGAAUGGCCUCCGCCAAACCAAAAGUAGUAUUUGUCUUGGGUGCUCCGGGCAGCGGCAAGGGCACGCAAUGCAGCAAAAUUGUCGAGCACUACGGGUACGUGCAUCUGUCAGCUGGCGACUUGCUACGCGAAGAACGGGCACGACCCGAUUCCGAAUUCGGGCAACUUAUCGAGGAUUGCAUCAAAAACGGAAAAAUUGUCCCGGUGGAAAUUACGUGCAGUUUGCUGGAGAACGCGAUGAUUAAGAGCAAAAAGGAAACGGGCAAAAACAGCUUUUUAAUCGACGGAUUUCCGCGAAAUGAGGACAAUUUGAGCGGAUGGAAGAAACAAAUGGCAGAAAAAGUGAACGAACAAUUCGUCUUGUUCUUCGACGGACCCACGGAAGUGUUCAUCGAUCGUUGUUUGAAGCGCGGACAAGCCGGAAGUGGACGAGUCGAUGACAAUUUGGAGAGUUUAAAGAAACGUCUAGUCACCUACGAGAACGACACGAAGCCAAUUAUCGAAUAUUAUCGCAAACAGGGGCUCGUUAACACCGUCGAUGCAUGCGAAGGACCCGACUGUGUCUUUGAAAAAGUCAAAUCCUUCUUCGAUAAAGUCGCGACAAAUGGCUCGUCGUAAAAUCGCGCGGUUCAGAAUUAAUUUUAGGCAUUGAGAGGGAGAUAAGGAGUAAAAAACUUGACAAAAAAAAUCAAUAUUUACCUUUUUUCAAUAGAAAUCCAAUAGAAACUCAAUAAAAAGCUGUUCAAACAAAAAUUCGUUGUAUGAAAAUGGCCUUCUUUGAAGAUUUUUGUGCUGUGUCGCACCACGUCACGCACGAAUUUUUCUUCACUGAACCCAUUUUCAUGCAUUUCGCGCAAUUCCGGAUCAUUCCACGUCACAAUCCGUCAAUUAGUGUCAAAUCCCUCUUCAAUAUUUUAUCGGUUCAUCGGAAAAAUGACCCAAUUUUUAUUUUUUUCAAUGAAUUUUUAGUCAUUUUUGUCGUGGACAGCAACAAUUACUGGUUUUUUAUGUAAGAUAAGACAGAUUAUGAAAUUUCGGGUUUUAAUUUUUAACUGCCUCACUCAAUUUUUCGGUGUUUUUCUGAGAUUAUCAACAAAAAAAUCUUUUUACGUGUUAAAAAAGGUGCUUUUUAAAAAAAAUAAAUAAAUUUGUGUAAAAAAAAAACAAUUUUGACUGCAACUGUUAUUAAAUUAAAUGAUAAAAAAAAUGAAUGAAACUAUAAAUAAAUAUGAUAUACGUAGAAGUUAAGUAAACAAAAAAAAAAAAUAAACAAAUAAAUGCAACAAGGUACAUAUUAAAUAAAAUGCAUGAAGAAAGCACGUUCAAUUUAUUUGAAAAUUGUUUUAUUUUGUUUGAAAUUUUAUCUUUUGUGAGAAAUUUUGUUAUCUCGCGAAAAGUGGGGGAAGCGUGGCGAAUGUUAAGUAACCCGUGUGACCGGGCAUCGUUUGGGGAGGCAUCUCAGAGACGUAUUUUUUCGUGUCUUUUGACUUCAUGCUGGCGAUGUCCUUGGCGUUGGUGUCGUCGGAGAGCUGGAAAUAGAAAAAAAAAUUAAUUAAAUU